This is a messenger RNA of Sceloporus undulatus (fence lizard), 2215 nucleotides long. Its product is annotated as peptidyl-prolyl cis-trans isomerase FKBP8-like. Gene Ontology annotation, molecular function: protein binding; peptidyl-prolyl cis-trans isomerase activity. NCBI's taxonomy places the organism in Eukaryota, Metazoa, Chordata, Lepidosauria, Squamata, Phrynosomatidae. The coding region runs from base 152 to 1414 and encodes 420 amino acids. The transcript is spliced from 7 exons. The record is from RefSeq and is a predicted model, not a curated record.
AGCAGCAAGGCUGGAGUGGAGGCACUGUCUGCCUGCCAGAGGCUCAGAGGCUUGGAGGCGAGUGUGAGAGCAGCUGGGGCGUAGGGAGGACUUACUCUAAUCGCCCAUAAGGAUGAGGCCAUAAUUGCAUUAGCAGCCGCUCCCCGCCAGCAUGCUUCCUCCGCUGCUGACAGCUUGGCCUGUCUGGCCCCAAACGCAAGCCGCUAAGGGGCCCCGAUGGUCACUACUGGGAGAGAUGGAAGAGGACCAGUCCCCCAGGUGCUCACUGAGGCUGGAGAUGCUGCCAGGCCCAGCAGAAGCAGGAGAGGCUGGUGAGGGGCCACCACGGGUCCAGGAGGCCAGGGGCAGCCUGCCCAGGAAGGUCCAGUUCCAGCUGCCCCACACAGCCAUCCCAGUGCCUCCCCCCCGGCAGGAGGAGAAGGCCUUCUACCAACGGCUGGAGCGCUUGCUGGGGCCAGCCGGCCAAGGAGGCUUCCAGGAGCUCUUGGCCACCGAUGGCUGGGAGGACCUUGGUGAGGGAAAGUGCCUGCGGAAGUGCCUAGUGAGAGGCGGGCAUGGAGAGGGCAUCAGGCCGCAACCAGGCCAGGCAGUGACCGUGAAGCUGCUGGGAGUCUUGGAGGACUGGAGCCUGGUGGAGAAGGACCCCAAGCUGACCUUUGUCCUGGGCCAAGGGGAGGCCAUUCAGGCCUUGGAGCUUGGUGUUCCCUCCAUGCAACUGGGAGAAGUAGCCCUCUUCCUGGCCGGCCCGUCCUGUGCCUACGGUCGCCUGGGCAGGGAGCCUGACAUCCCCAUGAAUGCCAUUUUGCUCUAUGAGGUGACGGUGCUGCAGGUGCAGGACGGCCCUGACCCCACACUCUUGCCAGCCCUGGAGCGCCUCAGCCUGGGCAAUCAUAAGCGGGAGUGGGGCAACUUCCACUUUGAACGGGAGGACUACCAGCGGGCUCUGCACUGCUACCAGCAAGCUCUGCACCUGCUGCUGUUGCCAGCAGGAAAAGGCUGCCUGAGUCCGGAGGAGGAAGAAGAGCAGCAAGACCUUCAGAUCAAGUGCCUCAAUAACUGUGCUGCCACCCAACUGAAACUGCAAUGGCCAGAGGAGGCCCUGGCGUCCUGCAACCAGGUGCUGCAGCUGGACCCAGACAACGUCAAGGCACUCUUCAGGAAAGGCAAGCUGCUGUCUGAGCAGGGAGAGGAUCAGGUCGCCAUGGCUAUUCUGAAGCGAGCCCUUCACCUGGAGCCAACCACAAAGGCCAUCCACGUGGAGCUCUCUAAGCUGACCAGGAGGCAAAGAGGACAGAAGGAGCCCCCCACUAGCCCCAGACAGGCUCUCCAAAAGGACCCCCCAACUGCUCCUGAGGUUCAUAGCCCUCAGGUUGGUCAACUGGGCAAAGGGGUGGGGGGUGGCCCCAUGGCAUAGCUUCCUCCCUCCCUCAGCCCAGCCGCUUCCUCAUUCUGCUGGGCUGUCCCCUCACCCAUCUGUGCCUGGAUGUGGGGGUCCCAAUUCCAUGCUGCUGCCAAUGUUGUGGGCAUGGCCCAGAUGGGCCUUUGGGUGGCUGUGCAGCCCACUUGCUUUCUCUCUUGCUCUCCCCUCUGCAGCCAGAGGUCCCUGCCCCACAGGCAAGCUGGACGAUCUAGGAGCUCAUGAGGCGAAGCCCACCACUGCUGAGCAAAGGGCCCACCAGGGACUCUCUGCCCCCCUUCGGUGGAGCCCAGCUUCCAAAGUCAGAAGGACUGGUGGGCCCUUCCUUUCUCAAGGCCGAGGAGGAGUUGCCCAACCACCGUGGGCACCUUUUUUUAAGCAUGACUGACUCCAUUCUGGGCUGUUACUCAUUCUGAAGUGGACAAUUUUUCUUCCAAGCCAAGGAUGCUCUGUUCAUCAGCAAAGCCCAAGAAAGGGUGUCACUCUGCAGCCAAAGCAUCCUGGGCCACUUUGUGGAGAGGAGCACAUCGCUUGGCAUUGCCUCGCCCUGCUGAGCCUCCAAGGGCUCUGUCAGAGGGUCUCCUUGCUCUGACAUUCCUAGCUGAGGACUGGCCUCUUCCUGUUCAGCCUGGAGAGUGGAGGAGAGCGUCUGGGGCGAGUCCAGGGGGCCCUCCGGUAGAAGCAGGCUCCCCACACCUCCACCUUUGCACUUGGAAGGACACACAGAACUGGCUCUGCAGCCCGGGCUAAUCUGGGCAGAUCUCAGGGACCGCUAAAUGUUUCCUCAACAUCAUCAUA